AGCGCCGCCGGCUGCCGGCCCGCGGGCCUCAGCGCCGCCAUUUCGGGCGGCAGCGCCCGCCCAGCCGCGGGGCGGAGCCGGCCCGGGCCCGGCCCGUCGGCGCCGGCGGGAGGGCGGGCCCCGGUCUGCCGCCGCCCCGCCGUCUCCGCUCGGCCUGGGCCCGGCGCAGGGCCGCUGGCGGGCGGGGAGAGCGCGGGGCGCGCCAUGGCGCUGGGCUCGGCCUGGAAGCGGAUGUCGUGGCUGUACUACCAGUACCUGCUGGUCACCGCGCUCUACAUGCUGGAGCCCUGGGAGCGCACCGUCUUCAAUUCCAUGCUAGUUUCCAUUGUUGGAAUGGCACUGUACACAGGCUAUGUGUUCAUGCCUCAGCACAUCAUGGCAAUAUUGCACUACUUUGAAAUUGUGCAGUGAUGAAGAACGUAUUUUCAAGAAGGAAUCGGGCUCUGAAAUCUGGUCUACAAAGAAGAAUGAACCUCUUAGUUUUAACAAGACUUCUACUGAUGUCAGAAGGACACAAUUAUGACUCUGAAGACUAGGAAAUGAGAUAUGUAGAGCAGGGACGUGAGAUGUCCCCUAUGUUGUGUUCAUUCCUUUUAAUUUUACAAGAUAUGCCCUUGUAUAGUAGUUUUGUCUACUUUAACAUUGUGAUUGUACUUUGAUAUCAGUAUUUUCUUAACUUUGUGACAGUUUCAAUAUUGCACUGUGAAAGCUUUUCUUAAUUGUAAUUUUGAGUAAAUCUUAAUUGCCUUCUAUUUUUAAUCGGAAAUUCAUCUUAUUAAACGGGGCUUAAAGCUUUUGCUAUUGUAUGGUAUGUAUUUGCCUGGAUAUUUCUAUUAAUGCGUUUUGUAAGAAAAUACAUCUAGAUUCAUAUUAGAGACAUGGAUAUAUUCGUCUAAUGCUAUUUACAAAAGUUAGUUUGUAUGACUGAACUCAGGUGUACUGUUUGCUGUCCAAACUUUGUUCAACAGUAUAUUUGUGUGUAUCACCUAGAUUUGGAAUUAGCAAUUACUUCAAGUUUCUGUAUUCCACCUGUUGGGGUGUUGAGGCAGAGUGAAGACUACAUUCGUUAUGUUAGGAGUAGUGCUGUGGUUCUGGGCUUUAUCUAGUGGGGGGAAAAAAAGACUUUUCUUUACUGACAUAGGCCCACAUAAGGCUUUGGGUUAGCACUUUAAAUCAACCCUGUUUUUCUAGCUACUAAUUCAAUUGUACUUUUACAGGAUGCUUUAUUAUGUUCCAGUGAUUAUGGUUUCUGCUAAUUUUCACUCAACAGUGUAACUAUGCCUAGGUUUUAAAGGGGUUUUCUAUUGCUGCUAGUGUUCCAAACAUGUUCUUGCUACAAAUGACCAAAACAUAGGGGGUUUAAAUGGACUUGAGUUACAACUACAGCAAUAAGUAGCUGAAUACUUGGCUGAAGUCCUGUCUUUUUUUUUUUUUUUUUUUAAUAGGGAUUUUUUUCAGUUUUGUAUUCUGAAAUGUAAGAUGGUGACAACUUAACUUUCCUAAGUGGAAGAUUUUUUUUGUUGUUGUUGUUUAAAAAAUAAAAUUUGAGAAGCAGA
Molecule: messenger RNA, 1556 nt
Organism: Aquila chrysaetos chrysaetos
Lineage: Eukaryota; Metazoa; Chordata; Aves; Accipitriformes; Accipitridae
Gene: SPTSSA
Product: serine palmitoyltransferase small subunit A
Exons: 2
Coding region: 205-411 (68 amino acids)
Biological process (GO): ceramide biosynthetic process
Cellular component (GO): serine palmitoyltransferase complex
Molecular function (GO): serine C-palmitoyltransferase activity
Source: RefSeq, a predicted model, not a curated record